Molecule: messenger RNA, 1174 nt
Organism: Cotesia glomerata
Lineage: Eukaryota; Metazoa; Arthropoda; Insecta; Hymenoptera; Braconidae
Product: TIP41-like protein
Exons: 6
Coding region: 157-1062 (301 amino acids)
Biological process (GO): TOR signaling
Cellular component (GO): cytosol
Source: RefSeq, a predicted model, not a curated record
ACUCAAUAUUAAAAUAUAUAAAUGACUAAUCUUUGUAUCAAAACACAAACAAUUCAAGAAUUUUUAAUAAUUCAACGAAUGUAAUUGUUCAAAAUACUUCUAAUCUUCUAGAAUAUUUAUGAAAUUUUUAAAUCAAAACUUGUCUACCUUAUCAGUAUGACAACAGUUAAAGUACACGGAGGUAUUGACAUACGGCGGUUACCUGUCAACCAAGAGGAACAUAUCUUUCCUCCCUGGCAGAUAAAGUACACUCAGUCCCAUAUAUUGCACUCCAAGUGCUCCAAACAUGAAGAAUCUUGUCCUGCUGAUAGUGAUCCUUGUCAAUUUUGCGAGUACAACAGAGCGUUGGAGAUGCCUCACAUGCCGGACAUGGUAUUCCCCAACAAUAUUUUGACUUUGAAGCAUCAUGGAAAAGCCGAGCUUAACUUCAAUGCGCUUGAUGCGUUAAAACUUGUCGCCAAUGGGAACAUUAAUGUGAAAUUGGCUUGUGCUGAUGCUUGGCAAGAAUCACGAUCAAAUUGCAAAGAAUAUCUUCAAAAGAAGGUAAAACCAUUUGACUGGACUUUCACCACCGAAUACAUGGGCACUUGUAAAGGUUUUCAAAUUGAGGAAACUGAUGAGAGAAUUGAUUUGGAAAAGCUCAAGAGGAAGGAUAAAAUUUUGUUUUAUCAUGAGCUUACACUUUUUGAAGAUGAGCUUCAUGAUAAUGGAAUAGCUUCUUUGACAGUAAAAAUUAGAGUAAUGCCUGGAAGUUUAUUCAUUUUAUUAAGAUAUUUUCUGAGAAUCGACAAUGUAAUGAUGAAAGUCAAUGACACCAGAAUAUACCAUGAAUUCCAUAAAAAAUAUUUAAUACGUGAAUAUACGAGCAGAGAAGCUGAAGUGGAAGAAUUGACGGUUCCUUAUUCAUUAUUUGUGGAUCCAAGUCAAAUAGCGCCUCAUCUACCUCUGAAUAUUUCAUUAUACCAUAAACUAACGAUUCCUGAGGCCGAUUCUUCGUCUCAAUCAAAAUCAUCCAGCGAACCAGAGCCUAAGCAAUCAAACGAAGCCAAUCAUGAGACUUGAAGUAGAACAAGAAUAAUUUCUUCGCAAUUAAAUGUCUUCAAAAUUUUUGUAUAAAACGCCCAAUUGUAACAAAUGUCUGGGUGAAUAAAUAAUUUUCUGCGUAUUUUAUAAA